GACGCCCCCACCACCACCACCACAACAACCUCCGACACCUUCUCCUACAAUCCUACCAACCAAAGCCCUCCGGAGUGGCGCGACCUUCGCCUCUCGAUCCUCCGUAACCAUGGGGAACUCACUCGCCUGCUUCUCUCCCAAGAUCACGGCGAGGUCCUCCGACUCCGCCGGCCCGGCCCGCCCCGACGCUUCGCCUCGUCCAGCCUCGUGGUUGCCGGGCUCGACCUCGUGCAAGAAGAACAAGAAGAAGAGGGAGGAGACGGCGGCGGCGGCGGAGGCUGAGGCGGCCGAUGCUCUGAUCCGCGAGCAGGCGAUUGCGGCGGUCAUGCUCCUGAAGCAGCACUGGAGCGGCGGCGGCGACGAGAACGGUGAUGCUCUUCACUUGUUCAGGCGGUCCACGAGCACUUCGGGUCUCUUUCCCUCCGCGCCGUCGGGGAAGAGCGGUGUCAAGCAGAGCAUCGCCAGGAGCUCCACCUCUCGGAGGCGGUCGUGCAACGACGCUCUCCUCCCGCCGCUGCAGCAAAUUCUGGCUGAAGAGGCUUCGGAGGCUGAUGGCGUGGAGACCAAACAUUUUGUUCUUGUUCACGGGGGAGGGUACGGCGCAUGGUGCUGGUAUAAAACGAUUGCACUACUACGCCGAGGAGGAUUUAAGGUGGAUGCAGUCGACUUAAUGGGUUCAGGAAUUCAAUCGACUGAUACGAACAACAUUAGCAGCAUGGCAGAAUACGUGAAACCAUUGAUCGGCAUAAUUGACAAGUUAGGAGAUGGAGAGAAGGUGAUCUUGGUGGGACAUGAUUUUGGCGGUGCCUGCGUCUCAUAUCUGAUGGAGUUGUAUCCUCAUAAGAUAGCGAAAGCCAUUUUUCUUGCAGCAGCAAUGUUGAAGAAUGGCCAAAGCUUCCUUGAUAUGUUCUCUCUACAGGAAGGUCCAAGUGAUCUGAUGCGACAAGCGCAGAUCUUCUUAUAUGGAAAUGGAAAGGAUCAACCUCCUACUGCUAUCAAUCUGGAGAAAGCACUGUUGGAAGACUUGUUAUUCAAUCAAAGUCCUGCAAAGGAUGUUGCAUUAGCCUCGGUGUCGAUGAGGCCAAUACCUUUUGCACCAAUCCUGGAGAAGCUCACUUUGUCGGAUGCAAACUACGGAUCUAUUCGUCGAUUUUACAUAGAAACCCAGGAAGAUUAUGCCAUACCUGCUUCCUUGCAGGAGGCCAUGAUAAAGUCUAAUCCUCCUGAAAAGGUUUUCCAUCUCAAAGGCUCUGAUCAUUCUCCAUUUUUCUCGAAGCCCCAAGCCCUCCACAGGUUUCUGACAGAGAUCUCAAAAAUUCCCUGAAAGCAAACCCCAAAUUAUCCGGUUACACGAGAAGUUUUCAUCUGUGGAUGACGAAAACAAUUCAAUGGAGGAAGGAGCUCCUUAUCAGCCAUGGAAGAGGUUUAGGUGCAAUUAUUUGGGUUUGGUUUUCAAUAUACUAGCUUCCGCGUAUCGCAUUCACGUCAUGUCGCAUGCUGCGGUUCCAUGGUCUUAGGUGUAACGUGGUGAAAUGCGGCACCUUCAGGUGUCCCUGAAUGGUUUGAUUGUAUAUUAACAUUUGUAAAAACUGAAAAUGGUCAUGAAAGGAAACGUGGAACAAUGGAGAAAAAGGCUUU
This is a messenger RNA of Eucalyptus grandis, 1638 nucleotides long. RefSeq names its product putative methylesterase 11, chloroplastic. Bases 110 to 1324 code for a protein of 404 amino acids. The transcript has 5 exons. NCBI's taxonomy places the organism in Eukaryota, Viridiplantae, Streptophyta, Magnoliopsida, Myrtales, Myrtaceae. Gene Ontology annotation, molecular function: methyl jasmonate esterase activity; methyl indole-3-acetate esterase activity. The record is from RefSeq and is a predicted model, not a curated record.